CCUGCCCUAAUCUACUUAAGGAAGAGACCGGAAUGUCAUCUCUCAUGUCAGCAGGGAGUGAGGAACGGGCUGCGUCUGAAACCAUGCUCGGUAACCGAGUUAACGAUUCGUGCAGUAAUGAAAAAUGAACACGUGCGUCGUUCUGGGAACAUAAUACUUUUCAAAAAAAUCUAGACUUAUGUGUCGACUUCAGUUGCAUUGUUAUUAGAGCAAAGAAAAAAAGAUUUUGCUUUGGUGAACUUUUGUAUUGGAUACUAACGAUAGUAGUGUAUAUUUGUGUACUGCCCCUUUUCAAUCUCAAAUCAAUCGGCGUUUUGGAACAGUGGUAUGGCUAAUGUAGCCCACAUGGAUCUAGGGUUUUUGCUUUUUGUUGGACUAACAACUGCUUUUGCAAAAGGUUCCGCGGCUCUUAACAAGGAGGCGAUCCGGGAAAACGGACUUGAGGCGCUGCAAUUGGAUACCCUGUCAACUCGCCCUACUGUGGAACUAAGCAUCCCCUCCAGGGCCAUUAAGAGCGCGGAUGCUGUUUGUCCGGACUGCGAAGCGUCAAAGCCGCGGAGGAGGCAGAGGCGCUGUACGUGUUACACUUACAAAGACAAGGAGUGCGUGUAUUACUGUCACCUGGACAUCAUCUGGAUCAACACGCCAGAGCGCACAGUGCCCUACGGCAUGUCCAGCUACCGCAGCCCGCAACGCAUGCGCCGCUCCCCUGGAGGACCGCCGACAGACCCGAGAGCCGCGUGGUUUCCACGCUGUGCGUGCACCUCCCAGAGUGACCCGGAGUGCGGUCGAUUCUGCACGGCACGGUAACGCACAUGGCAACGUAACUUUCAUUGAGGAUCUCCAUGACGACAUGGACAAGAGCACCAAGAAAAUACUGUCGAUCAUACUUCCCUCGUCUUCUCUGGAAUCUUCCUCACUCAGUGUUCUGACUGACUAGUCCAUGGGUUGAUAUUUUUAAAGGAUUCACACUUGAAACUCCCCCCAUGCUCCUUUGACUGGCUGAAACGAGCCUCACAGAGGAUCAGAUUAACCUUAAACCAUGAUUGACCCUAAGUGGCAGACCAGUACAGAUGCGGUAUUGUGAGCUCAUUGUGGGGAGGUCAGUUUCUUCAUGCUGCUUGCUACCAAUGGAGGGCGGAAAAGUCUGGAAUGUGUGAGCAUCUAAGCCAUGCAGAACAGAUGUGACUGCACAUUAAUGUGGAGAUCAGCUGAAAAAAAUCAGUUUUACUCAGUCGAUACUAUAAGCCUCUUUCGUUAGAGUGGCUUCUAUCAUACAUAACAGCAGGAUAAAGUAAUUGCAGGCAAUGGGAGGACAGCAAAACUGUUAAUUUUUUAUUUACUCUGCAGCAUCAUUAAAAACUCUAAACAUCAUUCUAUUCUGUGUGCCCACAGUAUCUAUAUUCACAAUUUUAUACUUGUAUAUAAGUGUUCAUGACAUGGGCUAUAUUAAAACAUGAUGUCAGACUUACAGUAUAUAGGUUAUAUACAUCUAACUCUGAAGGGAAUUUCUUGUUUACAUUGAAGAAAGCAAACAAUAGAUGUCAUGCUUGGGUUGUUUUAACGUGAGAUGGAGUACGGGAGGCAGGCACCAUAAAAUACUUCGUAUGGUUCUGAACAUGCUUUGAAAAACAUUUUUUGGCUGCAGCCAUUAACUCCCAACUUUGAAAUUCUGACGUGACCCCAGAAUUAUAUUUAACGUAAAAAAUACAGGUAAAGUAAUUUACCUCUGUAAAAAUUAUGUGCAUGCUAAUUUUUUAACUUGCUUUGUGAAGUAAUAUUUAUUGUUUUAUUACGAGAAAUACAUAAAUAUAUAAUAUUGUACAUUUGGUAGUUUUUUUUUUUUUACUGUGCCAAUAAAUAUUUCGAUAUUUCUUUUCUAACACUGUUUUAGAAGAAUACACUUAAAUAUUCUUCCAUUAUUCUACACUUAUGCACCCAGCGAACAUUAAUGACUAUAGCUAAUAUUACAGUUUAGAUCAAGACCUUGCAAAAUACAAACUAAGAUGUUAAAAAUGAUACAGUAACAAUACAAUAGAAAUACAGUAUUUCUAGUGCUAACAAAAGUACUAGUUUUCAAAGUAGAGAACAAUGUAAUAUUUAUGAACAUGAUACAAGGUAAUUACGUCACUUUGGUGGUUACUUUUGGACAACUGAUCCUGUUCUUCAGGAUGGCACUGCAACGCAAAGAAAAUGUUAAUGCUGAUAUCAUUGUUAUCAUCAUGGGUACUUCUCUCAGAAUUAUUAGGGCACCCAAAAGUCUGUUCAGGACAUGCCAUUAAACAUGGAUGGAUGGGUGGAUGGAUGGACGGACGGACGACGGGUGGAUGGAUAGAUGGAUGGAUUCCUUUUCAGAAAAUCCACAGACUUCCUGAUUGACAUAUGGAAAACUGUAAAUGGAUAUUUCUCUAUUUUCUCAAACACACUGGGACAUGUGGUGUUCACCUUUCAGUUGUCAGCCAUACUAAAGGUCCACACGGGGUAGUGGCAAAGACGAGGCUCUGACUUCCCGCCUGUUAUUGCGUAGCCCUGACAGCCUGCGGAUCUUAAGGAAGUUACAGCAUCACCCUAGUGCUCAUUUCUGGUCAAACAUCGACCUACAAUGUAGUAUAGUUCUUUCAGCUGUGCGUGACAACACAUUUUACCCAUUACCUCACAGUAUUAUUGUGUUCUGAUAUAUGUUUCAGCUCUAUAACAAUGUCUAUACGCAUCCUUUUAAUCACUUGUAACGACUUGUGUUUUCGUAUUGAUUUCAGUUACCUUGUUGCAUUAUAGCUACUGAAUGUCAGGUGUAGCACAGCUUGGUUUAUGUGUCAUUCAGGUGUACAGGCAUGUCAUCAGUCUCCCUAUUUCCAUGCAAGGUUGUCUGAAUAUCAGCUCCAUUUACUUCCUGAAAACAGAAAUGGACUUUUUUGGUGUUUUUCAGAUUGUAAUUUAAAGGAAAAUGGUUAUUCGUUUUUUUUCUACUUGGGCACAGUAUUUUAUAAAGAAAUGUGAAUGUAAAAAUGAUUUAUUAUUCUUUUAUAUCAAAACAUAUUGAAAUGAAUAAAACACAAUCAGUAAUUAUACCUGUCAAACACCUGUCAAGAUUUAUUGCCCUAGUGGAUAUAAUGUGCACAUACACACACAUACAUACCAAAACUAUGUGCUUCUAAUGUAGCAGUGCAGUCAAGUUGGAAGGCAUCAAAAAAAUAAGCAAUUUCAUUCUUCACUUAGAAGCAUAAUCCUUUGCUAUGAUUAUACUUAAAACUGGACUUUUUAAAAACUGGUGUUGUUUCCAUGUCUUUCUGCAAGAGACUUGCCAAAAGUAAAUUGCAUUUCCCUAAAAACAGCACCUUUAUGUUGUUUAUUUUCUCCAUUUUAAGGCAGUAGGCCCUGGUCCAGUCCAGGGUAUCUCAGUAUGCUAACCAGGAUUGAUUCACAUGAAUGAAAUCCACAUUGUUCAAGUAGCACUUCAAAAUCUCACGAUCUCAUGUAAAAGCACAACAAAAUGCAAAUAAUUCCUGGUAGUCUGUGUUUCACUCUGUACUUAUUUUUCAAAUCACUGAGAGUUAAGAGAAUUGGAGUUCAAAUGUUGCAUUAUUAUAAUAUAUGCAUUCUGCUGCACUUCUGCUUAACUGUGACUGUUUAGGGCUGUGGAAAAUGUGACAGGCAAAAAUAUAUUGUACUUGUUAAUGUAAAAAGUGAAAUGUAACGUUAUUAAGUAUCUGAAUUAAUAGAUUCUUUCGGGAACUAUGGAAGCUGCUCUGGUAAAGGGUCUUCAGUGUAAAUGUUUCAAUGGGAAUGAAUGUGUUGAGCAGAUUCCUGCCCAAGGUCUUUGUUUUUCAUUUGUUUUUUUCAGAUUUUCACAGAAGUACAUUUAAAAACAAAUAAUAUAUAAAGUUAAUGAGCCUGUCAGUCUGGUCCAGUGACAUAUUAAGCCAACUGAUUGUAAAAGUGCCUAAAAUAACUUAAAUAAUAUAAAUAUUAAUUGCCCUUCACCCAACUGUUUCAUGUCAUACAUAAUGUUCAAACUUUUCAUGUGUCCAGUUAUAUUGUAUAAAUGUAUAUAUACGAAUAAACUACGAAACAACCAUUCA
This is a messenger RNA of Paramormyrops kingsleyae, 4079 nucleotides long. Its product is annotated as endothelin-3. The record is from RefSeq and is a predicted model, not a curated record. Gene Ontology annotation, biological process: regulation of systemic arterial blood pressure by endothelin; intracellular calcium ion homeostasis; vein smooth muscle contraction. Gene Ontology annotation, cellular component: extracellular region. Gene Ontology annotation, molecular function: hormone activity; endothelin B receptor binding. Lineage: Eukaryota; Metazoa; Chordata; Actinopteri; Osteoglossiformes; Mormyridae.